Molecule: messenger RNA, 1644 nt
Organism: Clarias gariepinus (North African catfish)
Lineage: Eukaryota; Metazoa; Chordata; Actinopteri; Siluriformes; Clariidae
Gene: slc25a15b
Product: solute carrier family 25 member 15b
Exons: 7
Coding region: 142-1056 (304 amino acids)
Biological process (GO): mitochondrial L-ornithine transmembrane transport
Molecular function (GO): L-ornithine transmembrane transporter activity
Source: RefSeq, a predicted model, not a curated record
GGGGGUGAUCUGUCUGUCAUCUUACACUGAGACACCAGGAUGAGCUCAGCUCGAGAUACACUUCAUCAUCAUCAUCAUCAUCAUCUCUGUACAAUCCACUAGAUACAGGAAGCUGAUUCUCCGCAGAGGUUCCUGGUUGCCAUGGCGAUGUCUCCUCACCCCGCCGUGCAGGCCGUUAUAGACCUGUCCGCUGGAGCCGUAGGCGGGAUGGCAUGUGUGUUGAGUGGACAGUCACUGGACACGGUAAAGGUGAAGAUGCAGUCGUUUCCGUCUCUCUAUCGGGGUUUUCUGCACUGUUUGGUCUCCACCUACAGGCAGGUGGGUAUCAGGGGGCUGUAUCAGGGCACCACGCCCGCUCUGAUGGCCAACAUGGGCGAGAACGCAGUGCUCUUCAUGUGCUACGGCUUUUGCCAGGAGAUGGUGCGGCGAGUGUGUGGCCUGGACGGAAACACAGCACUCAGUGAUGUACAGAAGGCCUGCGCUGGCUCUGCAGCCUCCUUCUUCUCCUCCUUUGUGCUGUGCCCUACUGAGUUAGUGAAGUGCAGACUGCAGGUGAUGACUGAGAUGGCCAGCUCAAGGAAGAUCACGUCCUCUCACACCUCGGUGUGGUCAGUAAUCAGGUCCAUCCUGAAGGCAGACGGCCCGUGUGGGUUUUUUCAGGGUCUCACUCCGACCAUCGCCAGAGAGGUGCCGGGAUACUUCUGCUUCUUCGGAGCGUAUGAGCUCUGUCGCUCCGUCUUCUCUAAACACCUGCAGUGCAGCAAAGAUGACAUCGGCGUGGUCCCAACUGUGUUUAGUGGCGGUGUGGGUGGAGCCUGCCUCUGGUUGGUGAUUUAUCCCAUGGACUGUGUGAAGUCGAGGAUUCAGGUGAUGUCCAUGACGCAGAGUCAGGCAGGAUUUUACAAAACCUUCACACACAUCUUCAGGACUGAAGGUGUGAGAGCUCUAUAUUCGGGUCUCACCCCUACGAUGAUCCGGACCUUCCCAGCGAACGGGACUCUCUUCCUGGGUUAUGAAUUCAGCCGCAAACUGAUGAUGUCACAGUUCAACAGCUGAUCUACUUCUUUCUCUCUCCCACACACACACACACACACACACACACAGAGCUCUAUUGGUUGAGUGGCUGCUCUCGUUAUUAGCAGUUAAACACUAAUGGAUGAGUGAGUAGAGUUGAGUAUUAACACUAAUGAGUGUGUCUCGGCACUACAGAGCUCACACUCAUCCACACUAACACAACCUGAACUUAUUUUAUUUUCUUUCCUGUUGUUUUUGGUGCUUUUGCAGUAGAAGUCGUAGUCUACCUCAGAGGCUGUGUCCCAAAUCAGCAUGUUUCACCGAAGUGUCACUUCCUGCGAGUGUGUAGUGUGUUUGAGGCCUGAGUGCUGCAGUGUGUCGAGCGGCCUGUGUGAAGUUUCUAGAAGAACACUGUGUAGCUUUAAUGCUCAGGAAUAUCGCAGCAAUAAGACGGCUGUUAUUUGGUAGAGAGAGCAUCAUAUCAAACUCUCUCUCUCUCUCUCACUUGUACUGUUACCUUUUCCUGUGUUGCAGCCAUGAUGCCAUAAUGUUUUUAUAAACAUGAUUUUAUUUUAAUAUUUGAUGUGCCAGUGAGAUUAAAGGACAGAAAACUCUGCACAUUUUCCAAUG